CUACCAACAGGGUGCGUGGCUGUGCUAUUGCCACUGAUCGAAUCAAACACUCAAAAACUACCAUGAAUUUUCAUCCUCAAUUGCAAAUGAACCUUGGGAUCCAGCAAGGAGAACAACAGGGAUGGGACCAUCUUGUUUAUAGAUCUCUCUACGAAGACAUGAUCCUCACAAGAACUAUGGCGGAAAGCUUGCUCCAUGACACCGCCGCAUUUGUACAACCUUCAAGCACGACGCCCUUCCUUCUAUCCCUGAAUUCACAGCAAAUUAAUUCGUCGAUGUUGGCAAGGAGGGCCGCUCUAAUGUUGUCGGAGCCUUCGAUGCCUUCAAGGAAUGCUAGAAGUCCGAAUCAGGACAUUGAUGCCUCCAACGUGAUAUCCUCACUCAUUGCUCGUUCGGAGUCCGCUUGGCAGAAAUACAUAGAGGAAAACGAACGUUUCGCAAAGCAAAAGGAAGAAGACGCUGCUUGGAUGCAAAUCUUCCGCGACCAGAUCGCAUCGAACUCACAGCCCCACAGAGAAAUUGCCGCUCUUCAAAACAGGAUCGCACAACAGCAUUCCCAGCACAACGAGAGGAGAGUCGAUCUUCGAUGCAGCACAAACGAAGACAGAGACAACGCCUUGUGGGUGCACAUGUUCAGGGGGCUUCUUGAGUACAAGAGGGAACACGCAGAAUCGACAGUUGUCCCAAGAAAGUACGUCGACCGCCAUGGCCGAAAGCUCGGGCGCUGGGUUGACGAACAACGCAGGCGCAAGAGAGCGGGAAAAAUACGGACGGACCGCGUGGAAUACCUCGAGUCCGUCGGUUUCGCCUGGGACGGGAGAAAAGCCUUUCAGGAACAUGCGUGGAACACCAUGUACCAACGACUACUAUCCUACAAGAAGAAUCAUGGAGGAUCCACCGUGGUUCCGCAAGAAUACGCAUCGGAUCCCAAGCUCGGGCUAUGGGUGCACGACCAGCGCAAAAAGAUGAAAACGGGCAAGCUCUCGGAAGAUCGGAUCUCCGCCCUCAACUCGAUCGGCUUUACUUGGGAGAUCCGACAAGCUCGAAACGAAAUAAAGGACAAUAGCGGCUCCACGGCACAAACACGGAUCCCCAACUGCCAUCCCUCCGAGGUCCUCACAAAAGAGGCCAAUCACGGCUCCACUGAACAAACACGGAUUGCCAACUUCGAAACCUCCGAACUCCUCGCAAAAACCACCGAGCUGAUAGAUCUCUAUCGAGCGACAACUUCGGGAUUAGCUUACACCGAUGGAUAUCUUGGAUAUUUACCGCCUCGAACCCACAGGUGAGGCUUUGCGGUAGUAUUUGAAAUUAUCGGAUUUCUUUUGAAAAAUGUACAUACCGUAUGUAAUUCUAAUAUUAAUGAGGAUACCUUCCGAGUGACAAUCAAGAUAGCAAUGACCC
Pseudo-nitzschia multistriata is the source of this 1404-nucleotide messenger RNA. NCBI's taxonomy places the organism in Eukaryota, Bacillariophyta, Bacillariophyceae, Bacillariales, Bacillariaceae. The record is from the annotation of a GenBank genome assembly.